UUAGGCAGUAAAACUAGUGUGGCUGUGGGCUGAUAUGUCAUUUGAGCUUGAGGAAAGGAAGGGGCAAACUUGGAUCUCUCUGAGCCUGUGAGCUUUUUUAAGAAAUCAGUGGAGAUCCCUGAGAAGCGUGUGUGUGGGGGCGUGUAUGUGUGUGUUUGCGUGAAACCGUGAGGUGUUACGUGCAUAAGGCCAUUUUACAGCUGCCAGUCUCUCAUUGGGUGUUUCUGUUAACAGGAAGAAUGCUGGAACAUUGCCUCGCAUUUGGUCGGUCCCUUGUGAGGAGGAAGAAUGUGGACCAGGACUGUCUGGAGGAGUCCAAGCUGUGCCGCUGCCUCUCCACUGUUGAUCUAAUUGCCCUCGGGGUUGGAAGUACACUUGGGGCCGGUGUCUAUGUGCUCGCUGGGGAGGUGGCCAAAGGCAAUUCUGGCCCCAGCAUUGUGGUAUCUUUCCUCAUCGCCGCUCUCGCAUCUGUGAUGGCUGGCCUCUGUUAUGCAGAGUUUGGUGCACGGGUACCCAAGACGGGCUCGGCCUAUUUGUACAGCUACGUGACCGUGGGGGAGCUCUGGGCCUUUAUCACAGGAUGGAACCUCAUUCUGUCAUACGUCAUUGGGACGUCUAGUGUGGCGCGUGCCUGGAGUGGGACGUUUGAUGAGCUUAUAGGUGGCCACAUUGAAAAGUUCUGCAAAAUGUACUUCAAAAUGAGUUUGCCUGGCCUGGCAGAGUACCCUGAUUUCUUUGCUGUCUGCCUGAUCUUACUACUGUCAGGUCUUCUCUCCUUUGGGGUGAAAGAAUCAGCUUGGGUCAACAAAAUCUUCACAGCUGUAAACGUGCUUGUGCUGAUGUUUGUUAUCAUUUCUGGAUUCGUCAAAGGAGACUCGCUCAAUUGGAAUUUAUCAGAGGAAUCUCUCAUAAAUGUUACCAUUGUCAAAAGGAAUCUCUCACACACUGCUAAUAUUACAAGUGAUUACGGGGCAGGGGGAUUUUUUCCUUAUGGCUUUAGCGGGACCUUGGCUGGUGCGGCCACAUGCUUUUAUGCCUUCGUGGGAUUUGACUGCAUUGCAACCACAGGUGAGGAGGUGAAGAAUCCCCAGAGGGCCAUUCCCAUUGGGAUAGUUGUUUCCCUGCUAGUCUGCUUCCUUGCUUACUUUGGCGUUUCAGCAGCCCUCACCCUUAUGAUGCCCUACUACCUACUGGACGAGAAGAGUCCUCUGCCUUUGGCUUUUGAAUAUGUGGGUUGGGAGCCUGCGAAAUAUGUUGUAGCAGUAGGAUCACUCUGCGCUCUAUCGACCAGUCUGCUGGGCUCCAUUUUCCCAAUGCCGCGUGUAAUCUAUGCUAUGGCACAGGAUGGGGUGCUUUUCAAAGUGUUAGCCCAAAUCAAUCCUAAGACGAAGACCCCUCUUAUUGCUACCAUGUCUUCAGGUGUAGUUGCAGCUAUCAUGGCUUUCCUGUUUGACUUGAAAGCACUGGUGGAUAUGAUGUCUAUUGGAACCUUGUUAGCAUACUCUUUGGUGGCUGCUUGUGUUCUAAUCCUCAGGUAUCAGCCGGAUGCUGCGUUUGAGAGGUCUAGGAUCAAUGAAGGGAAGGAAGAGGUUGGUGAAUCUGAACUGACUGAGUCUGAGUCUCACUUGAACAUGCUGAAGGAUGGAAGCGUAACCCUGCGCUCUCUGCUCAACCCUCCACUGCUGCCCACUGAACAGACCUCCACUGUUGUCAACGUGUCUGUUAUAAUCAUGGUGUGUGUUGUGUGUGUUAUUAGCUCACUCAACACAUACUACGGACAGGCCAUUAUUGCUAUGGAGCCUUGGGCCCUGGGGCUUUUAGGAGCAUCUUUGUUCAUCUUCAUCAUGUGCAUCAUUCUGGUUUGCAGACAACCUCAGACAAGGAAGAAAGUUUCCUUUAUGGUUCCUCUGUUGCCCUUUCUACCCAUCUUGAGUAUAUUUGUCAACGUAUAUCUCAUGGUUCAACUCAGUGGAGACACGUGGAUCCGUUUCUCCAUCUGGAUGGCCAUAGGUUUCCUCAUCUAUUUUGGAUAUGGAAUGUGGCACAGUGAUGAGCGUAAAAGGCAUCUACAGAACUGUGGUGUUGCGUCAGAGAAAAAGACACUGACCGGAAAUGAAGGCACUGCGGGGCAUGGGACGCACAUAGAGAAGACUAGCCCAUGUUAAAGAACAGUGGAUGAACUAUGAUAGUAACUAGCUGUUAUCCAUGGCAUUCACCAACCAGCUGACAGACCUGAACUCUGUGUAUUCAGCUCUGCCUUUACAGUUACUGCCAUCAUGAACAAUCACUGUAACACCUCUCAGUGCUGACGUGACAGAAGGAAGUUAGGGGUGUGUGAUCUGACAAUGAAAAUUCAAUGCAUUGAUUUUAGAUUCUAUUUAUACCCAAUAUAAAUUGUCCUUCUACUUAUGUUUUGGUUGUGACUUCAGAAUAUAGUUAUAUAAAAAUAUAUCAUAUAUUAUAAAUAAUAAUGAUGAUUAGUAGGAAAAUAACUGAAAACGAAUAGUGACCAAAUCUCAGUGGCCAAAUUUUCAUAACUAAAACGGAAAACAAUCUCCUUUUAAAUGUGUUCAAAAGAGAAAGGGAAUGCAUUUUUGCAUAAAAGUAUUAAGAUUUCCACAGUCAGUAUGUUAGAAUUACUUCCACUGUUAGUUUAAUUUAAAAAAAAAAGGGAAAAAAACAAAAAACAAUUUAUAUAUAUAUAUAUAUAUAUAUACUAAGUUUUAAAAGUAUGGGACACGUGGUUAAAUAAUGUGGAACAUCAGAAAAAAUAUUGCAAAAGCCAUGAUAUUGGAGAAAGCCCAGCUUUACAGUAUGUCUACAUGUUUGAUUGUCUUGUUAAAGUGUUUAAUUCUAAGAUUUAGAAUUAAUUUUUUAACUUACUGUAUGCGCAUGAGACGUAAAGCUGCUUGGAUAACACCAUUUCAUGUUUUCUUGUAUUCUGAUAAACACUACUUUUUAAUCUUCGUCCAUGUUACAUGUGAAUGUUUGACAGGGAUAUCCUACAAUGCACAGUAUUCAUAGGUCAAUCUGUUGUUUAGAAACCAGAAGGUCUUGUGAUGUUGAAGAGGAGCAAGCACAUAUGUAUGUUUUGUCUUGUAAAAUUACCUUUUUUUCCCCACUUUAUUUACUUGCUUUUUUUAUUACUCUAUAACAAACUAAUCUGACUUUUUCAGAAAUGCUAUGAUCAAUAAUCAAUCUACACUACGUAGUUCACUGCGGCCAUUCAGUACAUGACAAUUUGUUUAAUCCAGCUAACUAAGUAAUCAGUCUAAAAAAUGGACAACCUGAGCAUCUGAAUAUGAUUCUUCUGCUAAUAGAGAGGCUAAAAUUGUGGCACAAACAUUAAUAGCAAUGUGUUAAUGCCUCAUUAAAUAAUGCACAUUAACUUCCGUUUAAAGCCUUUGUAUCAUUGUAUUUUAUCAUUAUAAUGUUUUUUAAUAAUGGAAGUAUUAUGUGGAUUAUGCCAUUGUUAAAACAAUGCAAAGUGGUUUCAUACAAAACAAUAAAAGAUUUCUCCCUUUUUAA
Molecule: messenger RNA, 3528 nt
Organism: Labeo rohita (rohu)
Lineage: Eukaryota; Metazoa; Chordata; Actinopteri; Cypriniformes; Cyprinidae
Gene: slc7a2
Product: solute carrier family 7 member 2
Exons: 12
Coding region: 240-2165 (641 amino acids)
Biological process (GO): amino acid transport; transmembrane transport
Cellular component (GO): plasma membrane
Molecular function (GO): amino acid transmembrane transporter activity
Source: RefSeq, a predicted model, not a curated record